AUGGAAACACGAAGCAACUUCCAAGAGCUGCCCAGCGAACCACACGGAAUAUUCUGGGAAGAAAACUUCAUCACCGCCGAACACGAGCAACACCUCAUCAGCAUCUUCACCAACGAGCUAGAAUGGCCAGACCGACCAGGUCGCGUAUCACUACACUACGGCUACAGCUUCGACUAUAAAACCUUCGGGAUAGACCCGGAAAUCCCAUACAAGGAAUUCCCCUCCUGGCUCAAACCUCUCAUCCCAACCACCGAAGACAGAGCCCCAGACCAAGUCUGUCUGCAGUACUAUCCUCCCGGCGCGGGCAUCCCUCCGCACGUAGAUGCCCACAAGCCCUAUGACCAGCUCUACGCGUUAUCGCUCGGUGCGCCGGCUAUGAUGGUCUUCCGUCAGGGCGAUCGGCGGAUUGAGGUCGAUUUGUCGCCGAGGAGCAUGAUGAAGAUGAGUGGUGAUUCGAGGCUGCAUUGGACUCAUGGGAUUAGGAAGAGGAAGAAUGAUACGUUGCCGGAUGGUACGGUUAGGCCGAGGGGGAAGCGGUGGAGUAUUACUUAUCGCUGGCUUAGGGAUGGGGAGUGUGAAUGUGGGAAUUUGGAAUUGUGUGAUACUGCUCAGCGCAGAAAUGGGAUUGAGAAGGAGAAGAGGUCUUUGAAGGCUCUGGAGAAUGCUGCGCUCAAGGAGUCGGUUGUAUAA
Penicillium bovifimosum is the source of this 690-nucleotide messenger RNA. RefSeq lists its product as uncharacterized. The coding region runs from base 1 to 690 and encodes 229 amino acids. Gene Ontology annotation, molecular function: oxidoreductase activity; demethylase activity. Lineage: Eukaryota; Fungi; Ascomycota; Eurotiomycetes; Eurotiales; Aspergillaceae. The transcript has a single exon. Gene Ontology annotation, biological process: oxidative demethylation. The record is from RefSeq and is a predicted model, not a curated record.